CCUUCAAUUUCAUCAAAUCAAGCCAUAGCCUACUCACAUUCUCAAAUUAAUCUCUAAUAAACUAAGUUCUUAGUUAGAGCUUAAUUAAUACUUUUCAUUAUGGCUCAAUUUAUGAGCUUCUUCACGGUCGUUGUUCUCCUUGCUGUUGCACCAAUUUGUCUCUCUACUAAAACUUAUGGUGGUUACUUAUUCCCACAAUUUUAUGACCGAUCAUGUCCCCAAGCAAAAGAAAUUGUCAAGUCUAUUGUUGCCAAGGCCGUAGCUAAAGAGGCUCGAAUGGCUGCUUCAUUGUUGAGGCUGCAUUUCCACGAUUGCUUUGUCAAGGGGUGUGAUGCAUCUCUACUUCUUGACAGCAAUGGAAGCAUAAUUAGUGAGAAGAGAUCAAAUCCCAACAGGAAUUCAGCUCGUGGAUUUGAAGUGAUUGAUGAAAUUAAGAAGGCAUUGGAGAAGGAGUGCCCUCAAACUGUCUCUUGUGCAGACAUCUUGGCACUAGCUGCAAGGGAUUCAACUGUUUUAGCUGGUGGACCAAAUUGGGAUGUACCAUUAGGAAGAAGAGACUCCAGAGAUGCCAGUAUAAGUGGCUCCAACUAUAACAUCCCUGCUCCAAACAACACAUUUCAAACCAUUCUCACUAAAUUCAAGUUAAAAGGGCUUGAUAUUGUUGACCUUGUAGCUUUAUCCGGAAGCCACACCAUUGGUAAUGCCAGAUGCACCAGCUUCAGGCAGAGACUCUACAACCAGUCAGGAAACAGUUUACCAGACUCUACACUGGAACAGUCAUAUGCUGCCCAAUUGCGCACUAGGUGCCCAAGAUCUGGUGGUGACCAAACUUUAUUUGUCAUGGACUUUGUCUCCCCAAUAAAAUUUGAUAACAGCUACUUCAAGAACUUGUUGGCAUCAAAGGGACUGUUGAACUCAGACCAAGUCCUUGUGACUAAGAAUCAAGAAUCACUAGCAUUGGUGAAACAGUAUGCAGAGAACAGUGAGCUUUUCUUCGAGCAUUUCGCGAAAUCUAUGGUUAAGAUGGGAAAUAUUUCACCUUUGACGGGUUCCAGGGGAGAAAUCAGGAAGAAUUGCAGGAAGGUUAACUCCUAAAGGGCACAGCAGCAAGAAAAAUUAAUAAUUGUGGCUCUAAUUUAAUGUUUUGUGGUAUUCUAGUUUCUUUCAAAAUUCUUGAGUUUUACUUCCGCAUCUGUACUCGAGGAUGUAAUAGCUUGUAGUCAUCUUCGCAGAUCAUCUUAUACUUUAUGAUAUGAAGAGUAUUUUGGUUUAA
Lycium barbarum (goji berry) is the source of this 1273-nucleotide messenger RNA. Its product is annotated as peroxidase 72-like. The record is from RefSeq and is a predicted model, not a curated record. Gene Ontology annotation, biological process: hydrogen peroxide catabolic process; response to oxidative stress. The transcript has 4 exons. The coding region runs from base 100 to 1095 and encodes 331 amino acids. NCBI's taxonomy places the organism in Eukaryota, Viridiplantae, Streptophyta, Magnoliopsida, Solanales, Solanaceae. Gene Ontology annotation, molecular function: peroxidase activity; heme binding.